Solenopsis invicta (red fire ant) is the source of this 2851-nucleotide messenger RNA. RefSeq lists its product as uncharacterized. The record is from RefSeq and is a predicted model, not a curated record. NCBI's taxonomy places the organism in Eukaryota, Metazoa, Arthropoda, Insecta, Hymenoptera, Formicidae. The transcript has 3 exons. Bases 745 to 1068 code for a protein of 107 amino acids.
UGGCGAACGAGCGAGAAUGAUCGGUGCAUUACGCAAUCGAGCAUUCUUGUCCAGGUGCAGGACACCACGCGGGGACGCGUCUCCGUGGGUGAGAGCGCGGAGGAGGUCGCGCGGAUGCCCCCGCGGAGACACGCAAGUUGAUCGCACACGUGUGUACACAUGCCGGUGAUGAUCGUUGGAGGGGUUUAUCAGCGUUCGAUGUUGCUUAGCUGGCACUGCCGGCUUCGCCUCACCUCGCUCUCGGCGGUCUCGUUUAGUGUUCGUUUAACUAGCCGGUUGCGCACCUGUCGGACGACGAUCGUCGGACCGUCGUCCGCGAUAGCGACGAGAACUUGUGUGUGGUGGAGGAUUCAGAAAUCGCUACAUUGACCGUACGCUUUUCCGUUUUUCUCUCCCAUUUUCUCCUCUUUCCGUUUUCCUUUGCUCUUCUUUUUUGAAACCUUGCUCGCGAUUCGCCACUAUCGUGACUGGACGGUCAUCGACGUUGGAUUCUCUCACGGAUUUCUCAAGUCAAACUUGAUCCUUUUUGUAAUUGAUCGGGGGACCGCGAGUAAUCCGAUCGGGAUCUACCAACAUCUUGGAGUCCACAAUGUCAUUGCUUCUUGAUAGAUACGCGAGUAGAUCGCGAUAACAGUCUGAUAUCAGUAUCUUGAACAAACCCGACAUCCAUACGUAGGACAACGUCGCGAGCGAGGCAUGACAAGACCGGCGUUCGCGGAUUCGGCUGGUUGAUUCAUACUUACGAUGGGAUCUCUCGACGAUUUGACGCUAUAUUUUUACAUUGCAUGCGGUAUCAUCGCCGUCGCGCUUAUCUUACUUUUCGUUUUGGUGAUCGUGCUAUUCGUGAAAGUAAAUCGAUUAGCCCAGGACGGGUCCAAUCGACUAAACAGGCAGACGAAUAUGAUGGCAGACUUUUGUUACACCAAUCCCACGAUCGUGCCUGGAGAAUUACUCUCUCGCCGUGGCUUUUCCAUGUACAGCGGGACCGACAACUUCGACGACGAUUUCGGCAAGAAUAAGAACGGCCAUUAUGGUGGAACGUAUCAUGAGGCUCGAUCGAAAUUCUGAUCGAAAUUCGAAUCUGAGAUGACAGAUCUCAUGGCACUGAUGCAACUUAUCCGAACCAAUUAAUCGAUAAUUAACGAGAUAUCAAGUAAUGUAAGAUAUACACUUAGUUUAAGUUAUUAGUUUGACCUAGUUAUAUUAUUAAUAGUAUUAUUUACUUCUGAAUGUAUAGUAUUUCUCUGCGUAACUUAUUGCGUAAUGUAACACGGUUCAACGUCCAAGUUUUUUUAUUUACCUUAGGCAGAUGUUAUAUGUAAAUACAUGUUGCUUAGAUACGUUUGAUUAGAAUUUCCGAUCUUUUGCUGCGGCAUAAAAUAACGUUUAAAAACGAUAACAGUUCAACUUAUAAUAUAUAAUUGAUAAUUAGAGAAAUUAGAGUGCCAUUUUAUCGGAAAUGAGUUCUAAUUCAACUUUUCCUUAGAUAUGACGCCUUCGAAUCUUCAACAUCAUCAAAGUGGAAAUUGAUAGUCAUUUUGAAGAAUAAUAAAAACUACAAGAUGACAUAUGAAUGAUGAUAUAUAUUUAUCAUACAAGGUGUCUGAUAAUAAUCGCAUUAUCUCUAGAUCUGGACAGAUAGAGCUGAUUAAAUUAAAUUUAAAAAAUGCGAUAUUCACGAACAAAUGUUAUUCGUGACGUUAUUUAUUUAUUUGGUUAUAAAAAAAUUUAACUGAUGGUAGAAUAUAUAUUUCUAUAAAAUAUUUCAAAUAUUACAAAUUUAUUUUACUAAAAUGAUUCUUUAUUUAAAUACGGCGAAAUAAAAUAUUAUUCCUAGCAAAUAAACCAAAUAAUAAGAAAAAUAAGUUAUAUUUUGCUGAAAUAAGAUAUAUUUUAUAGAAAUGUUUAUUUCGACAUCACAAUCAUAUUUUUGUAUAAACAAUAAAUAUUGAAGAAAACGUUCUAGAUAACAUCAUUUGUUUGCUAAUAUUUUGACUUUUUUCUCAGUGUAUCAUUUUUUUAUUAAUUGAUGUUUUUGCUGGGGAUAAAAUUUUAUUUUACUUUAUUUAAAUAAAGAUUUAUUACAGUGAAAUAAAUAUUAUAUCCAAGAAAUGAAUUUUUAAAUAUCUCUCUCAAUGUAAUGAAAAAUUAAUUAAUAAAGAUCUGUAAAUUAGUUAAAAGUGAGAGAUUUGGAUAUGUAUUCUAUGAACAGCACACAAUUAUAGUAAAGAACUUUAUUCAGUUUAAUUCGUUCUGUCUAUGAGUUGUGAUUGUUACUAGAUAUUCUGUUUUUUGCUGUCUGUUUUAUCGGCCAUCCGACACGCCGAUAAUGUUGAAGGUUUACCAGAGGAUGUUCAGAUGUCUCCAUAUACAUUUCACGCCGCAGAGAAAAAUAUACACGGUGCUCCGAAUAUUUUUCAUGUUCUUCUAAGAGUAGAAAAAAUUCGAAAUACAUAAUACCUUAUGCAUUUAGGAUUCACAAUAUUUUUCAGAUAAGAGGAUAAUGCUAGACUUUAUGAAAUAUACUAGUCGAUUCAAUAUUUUUUUAACAGAUUUUCAUAAUUACCCGUGAGGAUCUAAAUGUACAAAUCAUACUGUAAUAUAAUUGAAGUAAUAUGCAGUACCAAAGAUAAUCAUGCUUAUAAAUUAAUAAAUAUAUCACGUAUACUGGGAAAUAAUUAAUUGUGCUUGUAACACAUAAAUGAAGUUAAUAUUUAUAUAGUAUAUCUUAGUAUAUCUGACAUUUAUUAAACACAUAAUAGCCCUCAUAGAUAAUAUAAAUAUAUGUAUAAGAAAAUCACUUUUGAGUAAACUAAGUUUAAUGAAAAUCUGAGCCAAUUAAACAGUGAAU